Messenger RNA from Panonychus citri (citrus red mite), 1719 nucleotides. RefSeq names its product F-box/LRR-repeat protein 20-like. The record is from RefSeq and is a predicted model, not a curated record. Gene Ontology annotation, molecular function: protein binding. Lineage: Eukaryota; Metazoa; Arthropoda; Arachnida; Trombidiformes; Tetranychidae. The transcript has 6 exons. Gene Ontology annotation, biological process: SCF-dependent proteasomal ubiquitin-dependent protein catabolic process. The coding region runs from base 191 to 1483 and encodes 430 amino acids. Gene Ontology annotation, cellular component: SCF ubiquitin ligase complex.
UGGUUGCAAAACAAUAGUGACAAUUAGAGUAUCAACCUCAAUUAACCAUGAAUUUGUUUAAUCGCCUGUCAAUGAACCUUGUCUUUAUUCAAAAUUGUUCCAUUAAUUAGAAAAUCAUUCUACUUGAUUUGGUGUCAAGUGUCAAUCUUUUUGGUUCUCUUCCUUUUUCUCUUUAAAAUCACAAUUCCCGAUGGUGAUGACGAAGAUCUUCAGAAGUAGUAACAGUGAAGAAGAAGCUCUGAUCAAUCGUAAACUACACAAAGAGCUACUACUUCGAAUUUUCUCUUACCUCGAUGUAAUUUCGCUUUGCCGUUGUGCCCAAGUAUCUAAGUAUUGGAAUAUUUUGGCUCUCGAUGGAAGUAACUGGCAGCAGGUUGACCUUUUCAAUUUCCAAACUGACAUUGAAGGUCCAGUGGUCGAAAAUAUAUCCUCAAGAUGUGGAGGUUUCCUCAAGCAACUCAGCUUACGUGGUUGCAAAGCCGUCACCGAUUCAGCUCUUCGUACCUUCGCUCAUAAUUGUAACAAUAUUGAAGAUCUCAAUCUCAAUGAUUGUAAAUAUCUCACUGAUAGCACUUGUGCCAGCCUUAGUAAACACUGUUCAAAGUUGACCAGUUUGAACCUUGGUUCCUGUAUAGAGAUUACUGACCGAUCCUUAGAGGCUCUGGGCGAGGGCUGCCCUCACCUCGAGAAACUUGAUAUCUCUUAUUGUGAAAAGGUUUCACCCUAUGGGGUUACUUGUAUUGCCGAAGGAUGUCCAAAACUUCGUGCCUUUAUCGCUAUUUUAUGUUACAAUAUCAACGAUGAAGCUGUCACUCGACUUGCCAACCAUUGUCAUAAUCUACAAGUAAUUAACUUGAAAGCUUGUUGUUUAAUUACUGAUGAAGCGAUUAUCAGUUUAGCGGAAAAUUGUCGAGGUUUGAUUUACGUUUGUUUAUCCAAUUGUAAUCAUCUCACGGACAAUUCACUGGUUGCCUUGGGUCAAAGAUGUCCCAAAAUACGAACUCUUGAAGUUGCCCGAUGUUCCCAUUUUACUGAUAUUGGUUAUCAGGCAUUGGCGAGAAAUUGUCGUUCCUUGGAAAAUGUUGACCUUGAGGAAAAUACUCUCAUUACCGAUAAUACCUUGGCCUAUUUAUCGAUGGGAUGUCCGAAGCUUCAAAAAUUGAGUCUUUCUCAUUGUGAACUGAUCACAGAUGAUGGAAUCCGCCAUUUGAGCUCCAGUGCCUGUGCUUCUAAUCACUUGACAGCUCUCGAUUUGGAUAACUGUCCUCUAAUCACUGACACUUCUCUAGAUCAUCUAAACACUUGUAAUAAAUUGCAAAGAAUUGAACUCUACGACUGUCAGUUAAUUACUCGAGCUGGAAUCCGUCGACUUAAGAGCCAUUUGCCUGAUCUCAAAGUCCAUGCCUACUUUGCCCCAACCACUCCACCACCUUCACAAGGAGUUGGAAGACAAAGAUACUGUCGCUGUUGUGCAAUCUUGUGACUAAAACUGAAACAGUGUUUCUGUUGCUAAAAAAGAAACAAAAUCAUUGAAAUCAUCAACAAAAACUAUCAAAAUAUCAAUGUAACUUUUUGUACUGCGUCUAACCCUUGAUCCAAUUGUUAAAUUGAUCACAAACUUUCAUCAAGUCUUAACCAUUAUUUCUUGGAGUUCAAGAUUUAAAUGAUUUAAAUUAUCAUAAAUAUUAUUUACAAUAAAUGAACAACAUUUGGAGAUGA